AUGUGUGAUAAGAUUGAAAGACAUACAUUUAAGGUUUUUAACCAAGAUUUCACGGUUGAUAAACGGUUCCAACUGAUCAAAGAGAUCGGUCAUGGUGCUUAUGGUGUCGUGUGCUCGGCGAGAUUCACGGAAGCGGCUGAAGAUACCACUGUCGCCAUCAAAAAGGUGACAAACAUCUUCUCAAAGACAUUGUUGUGCAAAAGAUCUCUUCGUGAAUUGAAAUUGCUCAGGCAUUUUAGAGGACAUAAAAAUAUCACAUGUCUUUACGAUAUGGACAUCGUUUUUUAUCCGGAUGGUACUUUUGCGGGCUUGUAUUUGUACGAAGAAUUGAUGGAGUGUGACAUGCAUCAAAUUAUAAAAUCGGAGCAGCCCCUGACCGAUGCUCAUUAUCAGAGUUUUGUUUAUCAGAUUCUAUGUGGCCUCAAGUAUAUUCAUUCUGCAGAUGUUUUGCAUCGUGAUUUGAAACCCGGUAACUUACUGGUCAAUGCAGAUUGCCAACUAAAGAUAUGUGAUUUUGGCCUAGCUAGAGGCUUCUCAGAAAACCCAGUAGAAAACAACCAGUUCCUUACUGAAUAUGUCGCAACAAGAUGGUAUCGUGCACCUGAAAUAAUGCUAAGUUAUCAAGGAUACACUAAAGCCAUAGACGUUUGGUCCACAGGCUGUAUAUUAGCCGAAUUCUUAGGUGGUAAACCAAUUUUCAAAGGUAAAGAUUACGUCAAUCAAUUGAAUCGAAUAUUGCAAGUUCUUGGAAUACCACCCGAUGAAACUUUGAAAAGAAUAGGUUCUAAAAAUGUGCAGGAUUAUAUUCAUCAGCUAGGUUUUAUUCCAAAAGUGCCGUUCAGUGAUAUUUACCCACAGGCUAACCCACAGGCUCUCGACUUGCUGGAGAAAAUGCUAGCUUUUGAUCCUCAAAAUAGAAUUACAGUAGAGCAAGCGCUCCAACAUCCAUAUCUAUCUAUAUGGCACGAUCCAGCUGAUGAGCCUGUUUGUAACGAAAAAUUUGAAUUUAGCUUCGAAAGCGUCAAUGAAAUGGAAGAAUUGAAACGAAUGGUUAUAGAAGAAGUUCAAGACUUCAGACAAUAUGUAAGACAACCACUCCUAGAGGAACAAGAAAUGCAACAACAGGAACAAUUACAGCAACUGGAACAACACGAUUUACAACAACAGGAGCAAGAUUUACAGCCGGCGCAUAAUCAAUUGCAAAAAAAUGAAUCAGCAGGAAGUGCGGAACUGACUGAUGGUGACUUCACGCAACAAAUGAUGUCUCUUCAACCCAGCAGUGGAUUCUCCUCCCAAUUGCCAGAUUCCUUUGUAGGUAUAGAUUCUCGUGACUUACCUGGGCAUGAUACUGACUUCCCUCCAAGACCCCAAGAAAACCUUUUGGCCUCACCAAUUGCAUUUAAAGCUGACGGGACUAUGGCCAGUGCAUCACAGGGAGAAUAUGGUGAUUUCCUUGACUUAGAGAAAGAAUUGGAAUUCGGCCUAGACAGGAAGUAUCUGUAG
Molecule: messenger RNA, 1503 nt
Organism: Zygotorulaspora mrakii
Lineage: Eukaryota; Fungi; Ascomycota; Saccharomycetes; Saccharomycetales; Saccharomycetaceae
Gene: SLT2
Product: mitogen-activated serine/threonine-protein kinase SLT2
Exons: 1
Coding region: 1-1503 (500 amino acids)
Biological process (GO): intracellular signal transduction; protein phosphorylation
Cellular component (GO): cytoplasm; nucleus
Molecular function (GO): ATP binding; MAP kinase activity
Source: RefSeq, a predicted model, not a curated record